Periophthalmus magnuspinnatus is the source of this 3555-nucleotide messenger RNA. RefSeq names its product solute carrier family 15 member 2 (gene slc15a2). Gene Ontology annotation, biological process: oligopeptide transport; transmembrane transport. Gene Ontology annotation, cellular component: membrane. The transcript is spliced from 22 exons. Gene Ontology annotation, molecular function: dipeptide transmembrane transporter activity. Lineage: Eukaryota; Metazoa; Chordata; Actinopteri; Gobiiformes; Gobiidae. Bases 238 to 2349 code for a protein of 703 amino acids. The record is from RefSeq and is a predicted model, not a curated record.
ACUUCACUGCGCUCGAAUAACGGGACUCUACUGUCGCCAUUGGAUAACUUCACCAAAACAACCCUCCAUAAAAGUGCUAUCGUGCAUACUUUCGGAGUAAAACAUCAACUUAGCUCGUAAAAAGCGGAUCGAAGUUGCACGUUUCGGUCGGUUGUGGGCUGGACUUGUUGAGAGAAAAACAUUGGAUACACGUAUUCAGCAGCGAAGAGAGGACGACUGCACUGGACGGCGAGCAACAUGCCAGGGAAACUAUGUGGAACCAACUACCCAACCAGUAUCUGUUUUAUUGUGGUGAAUGAGUUUUGCGAGCGCUUCUCCUACUAUGGCAUGAAAGCCGUGUUGACGCUGUACUUCCUGUCAUACUUACACUGGGACAAGGACCUGUCCACAGCUAUAUACCAUGCCUUCAGCAGCCUCUGCUACUUCACCCCCAUCCUGGGAGCCAUCAUCGCAGACUCAUGGCUUGGCAAGUUCAAAACUAUCAUCUAUCUGUCAAUUGUUUAUGUCAUUGGUCACGUGGUCAAGUCAGUUGGAGCCAUUCCCACUGUAGGAGACACCAACAUGCACAUAGCUCUGUCCAUGAUUGGACUCAUUCUGAUUGCAUUUGGGACCGGAGGGAUCAAACCGUGUGUUGCAGCCUUCGGAGGAGACCAGUUCGACGAGGAGCAUGUGAGUGAGAGGCAGAAGUUCUUCUCUGUGUUCUACAUGUCAAUAAAUGCCGGAAGCCUCCUGUCCACCAUCAUCACCCCCAUACUCAGAAGUGAUGUGCAGUGCUUUGGCGGUGACUGUUAUGCUCUGGCCUUUGGGGUCCCUGCUGCUCUCAUGGUCGUGGCUUUGGUGGUGUUCAUUGGGGGCAGUGGGAUGUACAAGAGAAACCCCCCACAGGGAAACGUGCUGCUGGAAGUCUGCAACUGCAUCGGAUUUGCCAUUAAAAACCGCUGGAGGAGCUCAAAGAAUGAGGCCAAGAGGAAGCACUGGUUGGAUUGGGCUGAAGACAAGUACUCGAAGCGUCUGAUUCAGGAGGUCAAGAUGGUGCUCAGGGUUUUGGUGCUGUACAUCCCGCUGCCAAUGUUCUGGGCUCUGUUUGAUCAACAGGGUUCUCGCUGGACUCUCCAAGCAACAAGGAUGAACCUGGCUUUUGGACCUUCCUUCACCAUUGAACCAGACCAAAUGCAGAUGUUGAACGCUCUGUUGAUCCUGGUCUUCGUCCCCAUUUUUGACCUCAUCAUUUACCCGCUCAUUGGCUGCUGUAAAAUCAGCAUCACGCCUCUGAGGAAAAUGGCAACUGGGAUGAUCUUUGCAGCAUUGGCCUUUGGAGCUGCAACAGUGGUAGAGAUCAAUGUAGUGAAAACAGUUGUAAGUCCGGCCCCAGCUCAGAAAGCUCUUCUCCAGGUUUUGAACGUAGCAGAUCGUGACAUCACAGUGACACUGCCCAAUCAGGUCCCCCCCCUCGGGUCCUUCCAGGUCCUGCAGGACCCAGAGUACAUGCCUGUUCUUCUGCAUAAUUCAAGUGCAGAGUUGAAUUUUCUUAUUGAUUCAAAUGGAGUAAACUUUGAAUGUAUCCAAACUGUCAAUGAAACUACAGCCAACAGCCUCAUCGUGUACUCACAGGGGACAGGACUCACAUGCAAACUGGUGGAGGACCAUAUUGAGAAAAGCGGGGAUGGGAAACCUCUUCUAAGGUUUUUGAACAAUCUGUCGGAGGAUGUAAAGGUUACUGUGGAUAACGUGGAUUUUGAAAUUUCUUCAGGAUUCACCAUGUCUAAAAAUCAGACUGUGAGCAGAGGAGUAUAUUCAAGUGUGGAGCUCUGUCUCGUGCCGUCAAAUUCGUGCUCAAAUUUGGACCUGGGUCUGCUGGACUUUGGAGCCUCCUACACCUAUGUUAUCUACUAUGAGAAGGACAGUACAGUGGCCGUGAAGAGGACAGAGGAUGUUGAAGCCAAUAAUGUCCAUGUGGCCUGGCAGAUCCCUCAGUAUGUACUAAUGACAGCAGGAGAGGUCAUGUUCUCCAUCACGGGACUGGAAUUCUCCUACUCACAGUCUCCAGCAAACAUGAAGUCAGUGCUGCAGGCGGGCUGGCUCCUCACUGUGGCCUUUGGGAAUGUUAUUGUCCUCAUCGUGGCCGAGGGAGCAGGACUAGAACAGUGGAAAGAGUUUGUGUUGUUUGCUGGUUUGCUCCUGUUUGUCUGCGUCAUCUUCUCCAUCAUGGCCGUCUUCUACACGUAUGUGGACCCAGAGGAGAUGGACAAAGUUUAUAUGGAGGACUCAAAGUACGGCAGCAUGGAGAAGAAGAGACGACCAUCAGACAAUCUACAGAUGAACAGAAAAGGGAAGAGCACUAAACUGUGACACAGACUGUGGUUUUACAUGUGAGAGAUUUAUUGUAAUGACACAAGCAAUGAGGAAAUCAAAUGUGUUUAUGUUGUACUUUUGUCUGAUGAAAUCUUUAAAUGUGAUUUGUGGUUUGUAUAUUUUUAAGUGUUUUUUUAAGUAUUCAGUGUUGGGAAGUAACUGAUACAUACUUAUACCAGAAAUACCAAAUAUCUGAAUACUAAUUUUGAGUAACUGUAGUCCAGUACAGUUACAAAUGGUACAACAGAUGUUUCAAUUCUAUGUGUAAUUUUUAUAAUAUAAUACAAGAAUACAUUACAAAAUAAAUUUGAAUUGUUGUUGGGUCCUGGUUGGAGCCCAGAUGUAGACUUGCUUUGAUCCUGUUCUAGACCUGCUUUAUGUUUUGGUCUAUUCCAGGAUUUGUUCUGAAAUGUGUUUUCAAAGUAUUCUUCCCAACACUGAAAGUAUUUAUAGAUAUUUCAAUAUUGCAUUUCAAUAUUUUUUCUAAAAAAUUCCACAAGCCCUCAAGUCAGUUCAAGUCAUAAAGCAGGUAUAAGAAGUAACUCAAGUUUGCACUUUAUCUAUACGCUGUACCAGGAUCUGUAGUCCCAGACCAGACAGAUCAAGUACUACUACUAAUCUUAAUCAUCUUAUUCUUAAUUCUAUAACCUUAAAAUAUUUCCAUUUCAACCACUUAUAUCUUAGCUCCAACAAAAUAGUCAAAAGUAAAAUUAACAUGUUUUCAGGAUUAAUCUAGCAGCAUGUUGUGGAUACCUUACCCUCAAUUCAAUUAUGUGUUUACUGCCAGAUCUGUUUAUAAUACAUGCUGUAUCAAAUAAUAACAAUGUAGCUGUGUGUUAAAGGUGCACUAUGCAACUUUUCUUGUGCCGUUUUCAUCCAAGUGCUUUUUUCCAUGGAGAUGUAAUUGCCAAGUUACUGGUCAGAUCUAUGGAGAUUCAACUCCAUUCACAGUAAUAAUGCAUGUAUUAAAUGCCAGAAAAAUAAGUUGAAUGUCAUACCAUGGAACUUCCCAUUCAAAGCAAUGAAUGGCAGCAAGCCAAAAAGUUACAUAGUGCACCUUUAACUUUGUGUUGAACAUUUUGGUAAUCAUAUAUUUUGAUUGCUGUAAAAAUUUUACAUUGGUCAUAUUGUUUACAUUGUGUUUGCACAAAUUAAAUAAAGAAGAACCAUCUAUUAUUAUUAUUAUAAAAUAAACUAUUAAAC